Molecule: messenger RNA, 1653 nt
Organism: Paramecium tetraurelia
Lineage: Eukaryota; Ciliophora; Oligohymenophorea; Peniculida; Parameciidae
Exons: 8
Biological process (GO): clathrin-dependent endocytosis
Cellular component (GO): AP-2 adaptor complex
Molecular function (GO): clathrin-cargo adaptor activity
Source: RefSeq, a predicted model, not a curated record
AUGAUAUUUCUAUCAGAAAAAGAGCAUUAGAUUUGCUAUAUCUAAUAAGUAGAAUUGCUCAAUUAUGCUGAAAAUGGGCAGAUUUACAAAUUAAAGAUAAUUUAGUUUUAAAAAUAGCUAUUCUAUCUGAAAAAUUUGCAGAGAACCUCUAUUGGUACAUUGAUGUAGUUAUCCUAUAUUUAAAUUAUAUUGAUUAUAAAUUCAUCAGGAGAUUUUGUAACUGAAGAUAUUUGGUUUAGAAUCAUUCAAAUUAUUGUAGGAUUCUAAAAAGAAGGAAACUAAGAAUUAUAAAAGUAUGCAGCCACUAAAUUGUUUUCUUAAUUAUCCAUGCCACAUGUUCAUAAAACUUUGAUUUGCAUAGGAGCAUUUAUUAUAAGUGAAUAUUCUUAAAUGCUAGUGGAAUAAAAUAAAGAACCUUAAAAACUAUUCGAUAUUUUUAACAAACAUUAUACAUUUAGUACUGAAAGAAGUAGAUAAAUGUUAUUAAACGACUUUGUAAAGUUAGCGCGCAAAUAUCCAGAAUUAAGAGACUAAGCAAUCAUGAUUUGUCAAAUAGAUGGAGAACACUUUGAUCCAGAUAUUUAAUAAAGAGGAAUUGAGUACUUCUCUUUGUUAAUGGAAGAUGACAAACUCUUAAUUAAAUAGUUGUUAAAAUACCUCCCUAUUCAGAAUAAGUUUAAUAAAAUAAUCCCCUUACAAAGAGAAUUUAUGGAAUGGAUCCUACAUUUUUAAAUCAGGCCAGAAUUUAAGCAAGUCAGGAAAUAGCAAUGGCUGAAUAAAGAUUAUAAAACAAGCCUGAAUAAUUAUAAAAGCAUCUCAGAUCAGUCGCUCUUGAAGGUAUUAAUAUUAUGGUGCCUCCACCUCCAGGAGAAUAACUUAAAGUCUCAGACUAUUAGCAAUUUAAAUUAAAUUAAAGUGUUGCUAACUGCAUAAGUUGGAAAAGUAGUCGACAAACCUGGAGAAUUAGUAGUUUAAUAUAAAUCUGAAAUAAGUGGACAUCUAGGAAAGGUUUCUUUCUAAUUUGAAGGAACUUCUCCAAUAUCUAAUCUAUCUAUACUAGAUUCCUAAACUAAUGGUAUGUUGUACAACAUCUUACCAAUAAAACAAGGAGAUUUUCCUCAAGUAAUGAUGCAAGUUUUAAGCUAUGAUGGGAAUAUGACUUUGCCUAUUUCAUCCAUUUUUUAUGAAUAAAAUGGAUAACAAAAGAAACAUGAAUUCCAUCUACCUAUUUAUACAAAUAAAUUUGUUUAACCUGUUGAUAUGCAACAUGAUAAGUUUACAAAAUUCUUCGAUGAUUUUGCUAACAAUCUAAGCAAUUAGAACUAUUUUAAAUUAGAUACUUUUAUAAGAAACACAACACCUUCUAACAUCCUAAUGACUGAAGUGCUCAGAAAGACAGGAGGACUACUUUCUGUUGGAUUAAAUUUGAAAGCGCAACCAUUUCCCUCUCUUGAAAGUUUACAAAUGAUUUGGGCUUGCGGACAAUUGAUAAUUAAGCCGCCAGAAUAAAAUAAUAUUUUAAAUCUACCAAUAAAGGUUGUCAUAUCCUCUCUUGAUCAAUCAACAGAAUUUUUAAGAAUGGGUAUUAGAUGCGGUGGAAAUGGAGAAAUUGCUAAGAACUAUUUGAAAUUAAUAAUGCUCUAUUUGGGUUGA